GGAAAAGAGAAUAAACACAAUUCGAGUGGACAAGAUCAUGUUCGAGGUCUUAAUUUUUUAUAGCAUUCCAAGAUAUUCCGGUUUAAAUUGACGUGAAUGUACAGAGAAGCAGUAGGCUGGGUCUUCACAGCCCUCUUGGCAUCCAGCUCUCUAGUCGGCACAUUUUCUUACCCCAACGUCCAUGUCAACUCCCCCUCGGUAUCAGUAACCGUAUCCCCCCAACCGUCGUCUUUAGAAUCCCGUAAUUUUUAUCCCGUAAAAGGUCCUAGAGACAUUCCUGACCAGAGGAUCGAAAGAAAGUUUGCAGAAAAGCCGAAUCAUGUCAAGAAAGUGGCACUCGAUCGGUUGGAUGACAUAGAAACGAAUUCGAUAGCUGAGAGUAGCGCCAGUGCCGGAGGAGGAGGGUUCUCGUGGUCAAAUCUUUUAGGUAUGGUAAUGCAAAUGAUCUUCAACCCUGGCGGUGGUAACCAAGGUCCAAGCAAAUCCGAGGGCCUUGAAGAUGGUCCAAUCCAACCAACUUCCCCAUGGGCAAAUCUAUUGUCUGUAGGUCUUAAAAUUCUGACUGCCAUUUUAGGAGGUGGUGGAAAUACAGGAGGAGAUGGAAUUGACAAAGUCGAUAACGGAAAUUCACCAAUGCAGGGUGUUCUGGAAGCCGUAGUCUCAGCUGCACUGGGAAACAGAGAUCCUGAACAAGUUAACAAGAUUGCUAGACAAGCUGGUGAGUUCAUCAACAUCGUAGUUAAUCUGUUGGACGCUUUGAAGACGUCUUUCUCCCACCGUUCCUUGAGAGCCAGGCACUUGGGAAGGAAGGAUUCGAUCAGCGAUGCAGCUACAGCUAGUCUUGCCAUGAUAAAAGGAUAUUUGAGAUCAUUGAAGACUGGGGAUACGAAAUGUAUGGAGAGAUAUGUUUGUCAAGCAAACAGCGAAUGUUCUAAAGACAUCGGACAGAGUUCAUUGUACUGCCAUCUUGGAAGUUACGCCGUAAGUUAUAUUUUGGGAACGUCCGUGGGAUCCCCUAAAUUUGACGUGUUCUACGAAGCCGGACGAAGAGGCAGAUUUGGUGACAACUGUCAAGAAAAGUAUUUGGAAUGCAACGAAGUUUAAACACCAACAAAAAAAAGACAAAGUUUUAGAACUGAUCAUGUAAAAUAUGCAUAAAACAUCCAAACUCGCAACGUGUUUCGGGAAAGAAAGUUUUAAACAAAUUCGAU
Molecule: messenger RNA, 1211 nt
Organism: Psylliodes chrysocephalus
Lineage: Eukaryota; Metazoa; Arthropoda; Insecta; Coleoptera; Chrysomelidae
Source: the annotation of a GenBank genome assembly